Messenger RNA from Blepharisma stoltei, 762 nucleotides. Lineage: Eukaryota; Ciliophora; Heterotrichea; Heterotrichida; Blepharismidae. The record is from the annotation of a GenBank genome assembly.
AUGUACAAAGGGAAAAGAAAGUACAUUGAAAUUUGGCAGAAAGUUGAAAUUGCUGAAUUUUACAUUCAACACCAAAAUGAGAUGAGCAUGAGAGAUGUUGCUGCAAAGUUUCAUGUCAACUCCUUUAGCUCGAUUUCCGAAUGGGUGAAUAAGCUUGAUGAGUUGAAGAAAUCAGUAAAAUCUGAUAAAAAAUUAAAAUUAGAAAGCUUCACUCAAUUUCCAGAGCUAGAGAAAGAACUAGUUCAUUGGUUUACUGCAAUCCGUGAGCAAGGUAUUCAGGUUCUCAGAUCAACGAUUGAGGAGAAAGCAAAAAGUUUGGCGGCAGAAAUGGGAUUGGCGCGAUUCGGCUGUGGAGAUAAAUGGUGGCAAGGAUUUAGGACCAGAAAUAAUUUAUCUUUCAGAAAAAUCAAUGCCUCAAGCAUUAAGCCAAUCGAAAAAGAGGCAGAACUUGUCAGGCAAUACCUAGAUGAUUUAGCGUCAUUGCUUCCUCAAUUCGUUCCAUCUAACAUUUACAAUUUCGAUGAAACGAGAUUUGAUUGAGAUGUAAAAAGCAAGUUCACUUAUGAUUUCAAGGGAACUCAACGAAUUCUAGGCGUUCAAUCAGCUAAAAUGAACCAUUUUAUCACUGUUAUGCUUAUGAUUAGAGCUGAUGGAGAAAAAAUGCCUGCUUUGCUCAUUUUUCAAGAGAAAAAAUGGCCAGAUCCCGAACCUUGUAAGAGAAAGACUGAAUAUUCCAGAAAAUGUCAUCAUAAAAUCAAAUAA